UGUAUUACUAUUUUCAAAAUACUUCAUUUAAAAUACAAGUUUCUUUGAAAAAGAUAUAGUAUUUUUUACAAAAGAUAAUAUAUAAGAAUAUCAUAAAGUAGUUUGUAUUGUAUUUUAGUAUUUAUGUAAUAUUAUAUUCAAUUAUGAAAUUAUUAAUGGAAUUUGUAACUUUUAGAGGAGGAUUUUGUGAGUUCCAUAGGUACAAAGUUAUUCCUAAAGAUUCUUGGAUCAAUAGUUAUAAUAUAAUAAAGUUUGAAAAAUGGUCUAAUAGAUUAGAUAGCUAGAGUUCUGAAAGAUAGUUCCUAAAUAGUAUUACAGCUUCCAAAAAAGUAUCUUUUGAAUGACAAUUUUCUUUGAAAAGUUAUACUAUUUUGUACCUUAGAAUAUCCUAUAUCAUAUACUAGUAAAUACUAUAUAGCAUUCUAGUAUCAUGGCUCUGGUGUCCACUGAAUCUAGUAUCUAUGUAUGGUUUCCAUUCACAGAUCUCUGUCAUUGCCCCUACGUCAUCCAGCACACUGCCACAGCCACAGCCAUGUGCAUAAACAUUUCUCAGCUGCCUUUUUCUCUGUUGACACAAAUCAUUCGCUGGAAGUGUCGCUCCCGUUUCCACCAGCCCCCUCUUCCUGUUGGCCCCCAUCGGCAACGCCCUCCUCCAAGCGUGGCACCUCCAUUACCACCUCUCCUUAGUCCCCAGCCCCCUCAGUCCCCAGCCGAUUCUUUCUUGACAAGUUUUGUGUUUGGUCUUGGUGUCCAAAUGCAUGGGAGGCUCGAGCUGGAACCGCUUUCGGAUGCCAUAUUCUGUAUUUCGUAUCGGUUACACUCGGAACUGGGCAUGGACGUGGAGAGCUUUAGACGAUAGCGAAAAUGUUUGUACAGUUAAGAGUUCUGUUCUGAGGCUGCUAACUGAAAAUUGUUCGAUAUUCCGCUGGUACUUGGACUCCUCGAGCCGCAAGAGGGAAGUGCUUGCUGGUCUGGUGUCUCUUUAAAUUGCUUUUUGUUUGCUCGGCAAUUGGGGGAAUCGUCAUCUCGGAGUGGGAAGUGGUUCGGAUACAUCCUGUUAUCUGUAUUCUAUAGUGUAUUUGCUCUUUAAAACCUCUUGUGUGAGUCCUUUGGUUUUAAUUUAAAAGAAAAUAUUCGAGAAGAAUCCUUUUUUCCCCCGACUGGGGCUGGGAGUCAAAUCAACAUUCCUUGCCAGGGCAUUCCAAACAUAAAAAAUGGCAGAACAGAGAAGAAAUAAGACGAACGAACGAACAACUUUAUGAACAUUUUUUCACUUGUCUAUUCGGUCCACUCCCAAACAAAGAAAAUAUGUAAUUCAAAACAUUGUUCAAGUGUUCCAGUUUUUAGUCAACGAGUGCGAGUACGAGUGCGAGUAUGUGUCUGUGAAGUUGUUUAUAAAACUUUUCCACCACACACUCUUCUUGGCCAGAAUGGAGGAAAGUACACAUGGAGACGGACGGAUAAGGAACUUGACCAUGUCGUUUGCCGGUUGCCGUUGUUUACCAAGCCGUUACUGGCCCGGGCCAGCAGCACUGAGGGAAAAUCUCAAAGGAUUAGUUUGAAAAAAAAAAAAAUGAAAAAUUAUAGGAUUUUAGUAGUGGAACUCACAAUUUUUCUUCUCAAUCUUGACUUCUUUUCGGCCUGUGUCGAAACUAAACCUUUUCCUUCCCGCCCCGGCAUCAUGAUGAUGGCCCAUGAUGACGAGCUCUGCGGUUGCUCCUUUUCCAUUUCCAUUUCCAUCUUGGAAUCAGCCCAGCCCAGCUCAGCUCCACCUCGCCUAAUGGACGUCUCCUUGUUUGGCUCUGCUCUGUCGUAUCUCGUUUUCGUAGCAGAAUCAGUCUCUAUAUGGGGCUCCACUCCACUCUGGGAUCCACCUUCCGUUUCCUUCCACUCCUGAUCCACUGAAAUUGCGCAAGCAAACAAACACAUCCAUUUUGCUCCCCUGCUUUUUUGUUUGUUGUUUGGACUCAUCCAACUAGCCGCACUAUCGGCCAUUGGCACUCGCCACUCUCCAUAUAUCAGUAGAGGAGGAUGCUGUCACUCCUCCUGCCCCAGCUCCAGCUCCAGCUCCUGGAAUAAAUUUAAAAAAAAAAAAGAAAAUCUUUUUGCAAGCCAUUUACUGAACCGUGUCCGAGCGAAAAGUCGAAAUGCUGUCGAUGGCGGUGGAAUCUAAACAUUAUGCAAAUGCUCUUUGAUAUUGUUGAAGAGUUUUGUGGCAUGGACAGUGUAAACAUUUCAGGGGGGGAUUGAUCAAUUUUGUGGCAUCGAAUGAAUGGGAAUUUCGUUCUGAAAUUUGUUAUAGUUCCUUUGUGGCGUGUUUUUCAAUUUGUAUUUUCGGCUGAGCUAAAAUGGGGAUUAAUGUUUUCAGCCAGAAAUGAAAUGAAAUGUUGAUCCUUCUCCUUAAGCUUCAGUAAACAAAACAAUGCCAGGCAGCAAUGCCUCGAAACCAGUUUCGAAUCCCAGUCAUAUGGCCAAGUUGGGGGUCUGGCCAAAUAAAGGAUGAGGAGAGAGAACGAAGCAAAAGCAAAUCGAAAAUUGUGUCAUAACAUUAAAAACAAGUUGGCCUAAAACCUGAACCUAUCCCACCGCAAUAAUGAUCAUCGGGCUCAUGAUCACGGUUACGGUUACGGUUACAGGGGGAUGUCUGGUUCGGGGGAGACCUGUUUCCAGACCAGCGGUCGGGAUGUUGGAUUAUGGGCAGCCUGUUUGGUUUGGUUGCCCCAAAGUGGGUCGUCGGCCACUGUCUUCUUGGCCAUGUGGAAUGGAAUGUGAUUUGUAGCUCGAACAAUGUGUGAAAAUGGUCCGACAACAACUUGACUCUCACCACCGCCUUUGUCCUCUGCUCUCUUCUCCUUUCAGCGAAUGUGUUUCAAUGAUGUUACUGCCUUCGGGGCGUUCGAAUAGUGAUGUCUAUCCGCUACAAAAUGCCACCAACAAUACGCCAGGAGGAGGCGGACCUGGAAAUGGAACAGGACCAGUACCAGUACCACUACCAGGAGGAGGCGCCCAGUCAAAGCCCUUGCUACUGACACGUACAUCGUCCCCACAAUUGACAACUUUGCCUACAACAAAUGGCUCCAUCGCCCACGCCACGCCCACCCGCUCAAACGGAUGCCCGUCACAGCCCGGAAUCACUACGAUAGCAACAACAGCCACCCCUCAACCACCACCACCAUCCCAUCCCGGAACGGAGGCGACAACAACGGACCUUGUCACCGCCGGGAUAGGUAUUGGUGGCAACAGCUCCGUAACCGGAAUAUACGGGCCACUUCUGGGUCAAAGUCAUGGGAGUGGCAUCGUUGGCAUGGCCGGAAAUUGGCCAGAAAUUGAUGGACACUUGGAGGCCAUACAGGAGAAGCUCAAGCCCGGCUGGACGGUUCAUGUCGGCAAAGAGGGACGACUCUACUACUGCAAUCACAUGACACAGUCCUCCGGCUGGUUACCCGCCUGCGAGGAUUGGAGCAAACACGAGGAGCUCUCCUAUGGCUGGGAGCGUGCCAUAGACUCCAAAGGUCGUUCCUACUACAUCAACCACCUUAACAAAACAACCACCUAUGAGGCCCCCGAAUGCAUCCGUUGGGACGAACAUCCUCCGGAACCACGCCACGUUCAGCUCCAGAGGAAUGCCAGCCUGGGAUUUGGAUUCGUGGCCGGAAGCGAGCGUCCCGUCAUCGUGAGAUUUGUGACUGAAGGAGGUCCUAGCAUUGGGAAACUGCAGCCGGGCGACCAGAUCCUGGCGGUGAACGGCGAGGACGUGAAGGAUGCGCCGCGGGAUCAUGUGAUUCAACUAGUGCGGGCGUGCGAGGCCCAGGUGAAUCUGCUGGUGUGCCAGCCCAUGGCUCACUGCGUCCUGCCCGGCAGGAAGUCUACACUCCUCUCCGCGGGCAAACGCGCCAAGCUGAGAUCGCGUCCUAGUCGAGUACGAUUCGCCGAGAGUGUGUGCGUCAAUGGAGCUCCCCUGUUUCCGACCUCUGCGUUUUCCCUGGGAGACAUCUGCGUGCCGCCCAUGGCCAACGUUCUGAAGGUUUUCCUCGAAAACGGGCAGACAAAGUCCUUCAAAUACGAUGCCACCACCACGGUGCAGGACGUGGUCAGCUCUCUGCUGGACAAGCUGUGUCUCUGCUGCGGAGAACUCUUCAGCCUGGUCCUGGAGCAUGUGAAGAGCCUGAAGCGGAACAAGCUCACCCUUCUGGACCCCCAGGAGUCGCUGGCAAGGAUUGCCGCUCGUCCUGGGGCCCACAAGCUGCGAUGCCUGUUCCGCAUCACCUUCGUGCCCAUUUCCGCCGCCGAGCUGGCCCAGAGGGACCUCCACGCCCUGGACUACCUGUACAUGCAGUGCUGCAACGACGUCAACCAGGAACGCUUCGCCCCGGAACUGCAGCCAGAGCUGGCCCUCCGAUUGGCCGCCCUCCACAUGCACCAGCACGCCCUGGCCAACAACUUUGCGCCCGCCAAGCUCACCGUCAAGCUCGUCGAACGCGAGUUCGGUCUGGAGCGAUUUGUCCCAGUGACCCUAUUCGAGGGCAUGAAGCGGAAGGAGCUGCGCCGCCUAAUCUCGCACUUCCUGAAGCUCAACGCCGAGAUGACAGGAUCCUCCAGCAAAGUUCUUACACAGCUGCAGGCCAAACUCCAUUAUCUAGAUAUAAUCGCUAGCUUACCCAGCUAUGGAGCCAAAUGUUUCAGCACAAACCAAAGAGAGGGCAUGGAGCGAGUCCUUUUGGUCAGUCCCCGAUUCGGACUCAGCCAGAUAUCCAGUGCCCGCAAUUCUGUGCCCCAACCCAUAUCCGCCAUUGAAGACUUCACCCAUGUGGUAGUUAAUCGCGAGGACGAUGUCACCUGCAGCGUCUCCAUUUUCAUGCUUGGAGAUCGGGCUGUAAAGUUCACCAUGGAAGAUCGGGAUGCCUGCGAGUUCAGCUUAGUGCUUGGAGGCUACUACCGUCUCCUUACAGGCAACAUGUUGAAUGUAUUGCGUGAGCGGGAGCCUCAGGAUGAGGAUAAUGCCCCUGGAUUCCUAGCACAGCACACUGUGCUCCCGGCUGGAUGGAGCUAUCUUUUGCCCUUCCACACUCGAGCGCACAGCGUCAGCUUCCUGAUGACGCCGCCCUACCAUCCUAUAGCCCAAAAGGGCCAGCUCCAGCACCAGUCCUCGAUCCAGGCACCGGCCUCCCUGCCCUAUGCCACGGACCUGGAUCUGCACAGUGUGAUGGCCACGGAACUGCUGGAGGAGGCGGCCAAGGACUCCGGGCUGAGUGACAGCAGUGGCAGCAACUACUGCGAGGGACGCAGCCACCUGGGCAGCCAGCAGCUGGAGGCCAAGAACGAGCAGGUGCUGAGGAGGGUCCAGGAAUUGCAGCACCUGGUCCAGACCUCCGAGCAGUAUCUGAGCGAACAGGAGCAAGGCGGAGGCGGUGGCGGAGUGGCCAUGCUGGAGUUCGACUCCGACUGCGACAGUCUCAAAAGCAGCAAGGUGUCCUCCACGGAAGAGUCGCAAGGUGGCCUGGUCUUGGGGUCAUCGGUGGGCAUCUCACCGGGGCAUCCCGGCAUGAAGCACAGUGACUCGCUGACCCUUCUGGCGGAGACCAUCAACCACGAGCUGAGUGGCAUCACCCAGGGCUUGAACGCCAUUCCCGAAACUGCGCCCGUUUCCUCAUCCGCUCCUGCCACACCAGCCACUCCCAAGAGGAAGCCCAGUCUCUGCACCACCUCCAGCCCGAGGCCACAGAGGAAACUGAAUGGAUUCAGCCAGCUUCUGAGUGACUUGCAGGCCUUGGGCACGGACUUCUCCCAGAGCGAGAGCGACUCUGAGUCGGUGGCCUCGCCUGCCCAGUCGCCGACGGCCCGGAGACCCCAGAUGAUGUUGCUCCAGGCGGCUGGAUCAGGGCCAGGGGCAGCUGCCAAGCAGCAGCUCUCGCAGCGCAGCAGUUUCGGCCUCCACAGUCCGGAUGGAACGCAUUUCGGGGCCGAGACCAAGGACUACAACCUGCGGGAGUAUCUCCAGCAGCUCAAGGAGAUCAGCAAUGCCGCGUCGGCAGACACAGAUGUGGCUGCCCGCCAGCUCUCCGAGAUUUACGGUUUCGAGGUGAGGGAGGACACCUUCAUUGAGACCGAUACGGAUCUUAUCGAUCUACGUUCCAUUCCGCCACCCCAAACGCCCGACGAGCUGGACUCCCUGUCCCUGAUGAACGCCGCCCCGCCAAAGGGUUUCGAGGGCAAGGCCGAGGAGUUGGACAGCUUCCUGCAGCAGAUCAUGGUGGCACCGCCCACACAGAAGGCCACACCCGCCAAGGAGCUCACGCCCGAGGAGAUAAUGUCGUUCAUUAUACCGCCGCCUCCGAACUUGGAGCAGCAGCAGCAGGUGGUGCAGCCAGUGGCCCAGCCCGAGGAGACGGAGUGCCUGUACAGUAACUCCGUGCAGGCCAAGCGGGAGUUCUUCCAGUCGGUGGCCAACGGAAACAGUAGCAGUUCCACCCCCCACGUCAUCGAGUACGCCACGGUGGAGCGGAAGAGCAAGUUCAGCUGCUGUCCCACCAGCAAGAAGGAGGAAGCGGACCAGGAGGAGCUGCAGCCACCACCCAGAACACCCACGUCAGAGCAGCUCUCGCCGCCGCCGGCUCGGCCCCCCAAGAGUGCGGAACUCUUGCAGAGGUACUCGCCCAAGAAGCAGGUGAGGAUUGCCACGAGCCCGGUGCUGCAGCCGGAGCGGCGAGAGCUCUGCCCGCCGCAGUUACCGCCCCGGGGAAGUCCCACACUGGACGGGAAUCAGAGUCCAAACCCAAACGCAUCUCUGGUGAGUGGCCCCAAGAAACCCCCGUUGCCGCCCAUCGCCAGUCGCCCGCGCCCCCAGAACGGAGUGAAUCCCGCACCGUCAACCGCACAAACAGCACCACCUGCCCACUACUCACCACCCAUACCGGCCACCGUCCGCCUGCCCCAGUUCAACAACCACCAGACCAACGGAACUCUUCCCAUGCUCCCGAAGAAACCCCAACAGCUGCACGGCGAGAAACUGUUCAUUAAAAAUGGCCACCUCAUCGAUGGCGAGGCGCUGCUGGCCAAAACAGAUGUGGCCAUGGCGGGUCUGCUGAUCAAGCUGGACCAGGUGGCGGCCCAGUGCUCGGCGGCCCAGGCCGCGGGCGGAGGCACCUCCAUCGACGAGGAGAAGUUCCAGCGGGCCCGGAACGAACUUACCGAACAAACCCUGGCCCUGGUGACGGCCAGCAAGUUCCUGGUGGCCUCCAUGUCGGACAUGACGCUGAUAACGCUGCCGGAACAUCUCACGUCCUGCCUGACAGCCAUCCGGAGGAUUACAGAGCUGGCGCAGGACAUGACCCGGCACACGUCGGCUCCUCUGCAGACCCGGAACAUAGUGCUAAAAGUGCACGAUGUGGCGAGCAGUUUCAGGGAGCUGGUUGGCGUGGAAAUAGGUCCUGUCGGAGCCGGCCAGCUGGCAUUGCAUGCGGAGUGUCUGGCCAAUGUCCUGGCCACUUUGCUGCGAUCCCUGCGAGUGUUCUCCCCAUAACCCGCAGGGAUAAAGGGAGAAGCCAGUGAAGCCCCAGACAGUAAGGAAAACGGAAACGGAAAUGGAGGAGAAAGCGGAAGCGGAUGUGGAAGCGGCAGUGGCAACCAAACCAGUCCCGACACAUCGCACGCUCGUCUGUCUAUGUGCAAGUCCCCGUACACCACCUACGUCUAAAAGUGCAUCGAACCCCAAACAUAUAUGUAUAAGUGUGUGUGUGCACCCUCAUAUCUACAUAAGUAUACAACGUUUUCGAAACUAAUUUACAGGUGAAGGGGCGCGUCAGAGAGUCGAUGGUCUGAUGGCUCUUCAGUCCUGGCCUGGCCUGGCCUAAUCCUCACCUGCCUUCGCUUUAAAUCACAACAACACUGCAAGUUGGAAGCUCAAGAGGGAGGCCUGCAAGCGGUGUGGUGGAAAGUGUGUAUAGAGUCCAUGGGAAAUACUACUUCAAGAGACAUAUCCUUGAACCAACGGGAAACUACCUUCUGAUAUUUUCUUUAUGAUAUUUUUUUAGUCUUGUUUUGGAGUUAAAUUUUCAAACACUGCUCAAAGCCUUAAAAUAUUCCCCGAUAUUGUAACUUUGAUACAUCCUUUAUAAGCUUUUGAUAAAGGUUUUUUUUCAAACUUUAUCCCUAAAUAUCAGUAGUUUCCAAGCAUAUCAAAAAAUAUCCUUAAAACCUAUGAAACGCACAACCACAUCGUCUUCGCGGUCUUCGCAGAAUACCAAACAUUACUUUUAGAUAAUAAAUACCAAUUUAUAACUCUAAAGAAAACUCUCUCAACUUAACGCAUGAAACUAACUCGAAUUUCUAUCUAAUCUCCAGAAGUAAAGUGAACUAUUUUUAACUAUAUUUAUACAUGUAUUACUCUCGAAUUGUUAGUACUGUACUCUGUAUACCGAAACCCCGAAAAACCAUAUCCCCAAGACCUAAAAAAGUCUGUCUAUAAAAGCCCAAUUGAAUAAAACACCACGACUUGAUUAUCUAGACCAAUUUAUAUGAGAAAAGUAUCGGUAAUAUGUUUAUUAAAUUAUGCUAUUAGUAUAUUUUCUUAUGUACAUAAUUUAUACACAUACCUAAUACCAUAUAUAUACAAGUACCAUAUACACAUUAUAUAUAAUAUUUAAAAGAAAAAAAAAAUUGACCAAACAAUAAUCAAAAUUUUAACUUGUGAUAUAAAACAUGAGAAAGUGAAAGGGAAGAAUUCGUUAAUAAUGACUUUUACAUUUUCUCCGUUUAGCAACAAACAUUUUAACAAUAUUAUUUUGUGUGUUCUUUGUUGUUGGACAAUAAAAUCUUUUUUGUUAUUGUUUAUGUGUCAUACUUUUGUUGUAGUUGUUGGUAAAGUACAAGAAUGCGCACUAAGUUGUAGCUUUAACUAAUUAUAUUACUGUAAACAAAUUAAACACGAGUACUAAAAAUCAGAAUGCUAUUAAAUCAAGAAUAAUCUUAUAAAAAUCCAACUAAUCGGUAAUUAAUUGUUUUUAUUGUGUUUACAUUUUUUGUUGGUUGAAACAAACACAUACAUACAUAUGCGAAAUAAACAUAACCACAUAAUACAUACAUAUGAAAUACACAAAUAUUAAUUAAAAUUAAUAGUAAAUAUUAAGUAAAACAUAUUCAAAUGUACAAUGUAAAACAAUGUAACUGUUUACGACAUAAAGGCAAAAAAUAAGAACUAAAUUCGAAAUACAUAUGAAGCUGUAUGGAAUAAAUUCAAUAAAUAAACCAAAGUAAAUUAAAUGAUCAAUCGUUUUCUGAUAAAUAUCUAUAUAAUACAAGGUUAAGUGACUUUUUUUUAUGCUGGUUUUGAACUCGCGCCAUUGAACCGCAGCCAACUUCAUGUGGAAUAGCUAUGAAUGUGACCAGGGAGUUACAAAAGUAUUGAGCUAAUUAUUACUGUUUUAACUUGCAAAUAAGUUUAUUUACUUGCUUAAGGCUCCUCAAAUCAUUAUUUUACUUUUAAUCAAUGUUUUGAAGCUUAUUGGAAAGCAUAAUUUCCUGUUUUUGUUUUUUUUUUAUCAAAAACUUUUAAUAUCUAUUCAACUUCUGAUUGAGGAAUAUGGCAUAUAGUUUCUGAUUGGGAAAUUCACCCCAAUCUUUUAAAAUCAUAAAGUUUUUUUUAUUAUAAAAUUUAUAACAAAUCCUUCAAAGAAUUCAAAGAAUGACUAUCAAAGAUUUUUGAUUCAAAUUUCAAAUAUAAAACUGAGAAUUAGUUCAAAAUUGGAAGCAUUCGAUCUGUUUUUGUGAGACCAGAAAUAAAAUACUACAACUUUCAAAUGAUAAUAGGGCAAAUACUAAAAAUACGUUUCUUUUGAAGGGAAAAUAUCAGCUUUCUGUUCCCCGAGGAAGAUUUAAAUCGAAUUUUGGUCGUAAAAUGGGAAAGUUCGAAAAAGACAGUGUUGCAAAGCCCGUGUGCCACCUUAGGGUGACCAAGCAUAAAAUAUAUUUCCCUCACAAAUCGAUUUACGGUAUUUUUGUGAAAAAUACCACGAUUAUUUUGGGGAAGAUUUUCGAUAAAUAAAUAUUUUCGAACUAGGCGAGACCAGGUAAAAUCGACAUAGACAGGUAGAAGGCGCUGCAGCGCGCGCUGUUUUCGGUUCGCAUCGUCAAAUAAUCCAAAAUUGUGAUCACAUAAAACAUCGGUGUACUCCUUCCUGGCUGUCGGACGUGUUUUUGAAAGUCUCAAAGUCUCGGGCAGAGCUGCGGCAUCGAGGAAUUUGGUGGCAUCGGGGACACUAAACGGACCGGAUCGAAUCGAAAAGCGUGGGUGCUGUGCGUUACGUUAAAUGCUCUGCCACAGAGUAGUAACCGAUUCUGGUACGGAAUCUAAUAUAUAGGGGGGCAGGAAUCGAAGAAUUUUUUAACGAAUCGGACGCGAUACGCGACCCCGAGGAGAAUCCAAGAAUCAAUCGAAAGAAAGCAAAUUUUGUCUUCCUGCUUUUUGGGCCCCGCAGAAGAAGAGAAAGAAAAGUGCGCAAAAGAUUUAUAUAGAAUCGGAAAGGAAUAUAUAUAAUACGGAAGCAGGCGGCG
Messenger RNA from Drosophila ananassae, 10548 nucleotides. RefSeq lists its product as uncharacterized. The record is from RefSeq and is a predicted model, not a curated record. Gene Ontology annotation, biological process: signal transduction. The transcript is spliced from 9 exons. Gene Ontology annotation, cellular component: cytoskeleton. Gene Ontology annotation, molecular function: protein binding. Lineage: Eukaryota; Metazoa; Arthropoda; Insecta; Diptera; Drosophilidae. The coding region runs from base 2798 to 7519 and encodes 1573 amino acids.